Molecule: messenger RNA, 918 nt
Organism: Pectinophora gossypiella (pink bollworm)
Lineage: Eukaryota; Metazoa; Arthropoda; Insecta; Lepidoptera; Gelechiidae
Exons: 4
Coding region: 22-918 (298 amino acids)
Source: RefSeq, a predicted model, not a curated record
AAAAGACGAAGGCGAUGGUGGAUGAUAAAAAUUCACAAAAAUCAUACAAGAGAAUUUAUAGAAGAAAAAAUUAAUGAGCUGCUUUAUGAACCAUCAGGACAGUUUCACAACUUUUGUCGUAUGAGUUUUGCAGAUUUUGAAUAUUUGCCAAACAAAAUAUCACCUCUAAUUUCGAAGCAAGAUACUGACUUCAGAGACGCCAUACCAGCUAAAUAUCGUCUAGCAAUAACAUUAAGAUUCAUUGCAUCUGGUGACAGUUAUAAAAGUUUACACUAUUUAUUCAAAGUAUCCUCCCAAAUCAUCUCAAAAAUCAUACCUGAAGUCUGCAAAGCUAUUAACCAAGUUCUGAGGGAUGAAAUAAAGAUGCCAUCAACGAAAGAUGCUUGGAUGAAUAUUGAAAAAGGAUAUAGAAGCAAAUUUCCGCACUGUCUGGGUUCCAUAGAUGGCAAACAUAUUCUUAUAGAAAAUCCACCUCAUAGCGGAACGGAGUAUUUUAACUAUAAGAAAACAUUUAGCAUCGUUCUUUUGGCGUUAGUUGAUGUCAAUUACAAAUUUAUAUUUGCAGAUAUAGGAUGCCAAGGGAGAAUAAGUGAUGGUGGCGUUUUUAAUAAUUCGUUACUAUGGCAAAAGAUCUCUAGAAACGAAAUAGAUUUUCCUACACCAUGCCCACUUCCUGGAUCGAACAUAGAUGUGCCGUAUGUUUUCAUAGGCGACGGCGCUUUUGCAUUAAUUUGCCAUUGUUUGCCAAGCGUGUGGACGGGGCUUGACACGCUGCAGAAUGCGAUCGUUCGUUGUCUCGUGACGCAUCUUUUCCGCUGUGACCGGCAGGCUCCCCUCCAAUACAAAAUUGACGUAAGCGGCGCGCUCCUCGCAGGCUUCGCUCUCUCCCCGCGACUCCUCAUCCCCCGCGCCUAUUGA